Morone saxatilis (striped sea-bass) is the source of this 1050-nucleotide messenger RNA. Its product is annotated as integumentary mucin C.1-like. The transcript is spliced from 4 exons. Bases 1 to 774 code for a protein of 257 amino acids. Lineage: Eukaryota; Metazoa; Chordata; Actinopteri; Moronidae. The record is from RefSeq and is a predicted model, not a curated record.
AUGUCUUUGAGAAGAGUUAAAGAGACAGCUCCAACCACUACAACUCCGGCUCCAACCACUACAACUCCAGAUCCAACCACCACAACUCCAGCUCCAACCACCACAACUCCAGCUCCAACCACUACAACUGCAGCCACCACAACUCCAGCUCCAACCACCACAACUGCAGCCACCACAACUCUGGCUCCAACCACCACAACUCCGGGUCCAACCACUACAACUCCAGCUCCAACUACUACAACUCCAGCUCCAACAACCACAACUCCGGAUCCAACUACCACAACUCUGGCUCCAACUACCACGACUGUAACCACCACAUCUCCGGCUCCAACCACCACUAUUGCAGCCAAUAGAACUCCAGCUCCAACCACUACAACUCUGGCUCCAACCACUACAACUCCAGCUCCAACUACCACAACUCCAGUUCUAACCACCACAACUCUGGCUCCAACCACCACAACUGCAGCCACCACAACUCCAGCUCCAACCACUGCAAGUCCUGCUCCAAUUAGAACAACAAUAUCUCCAACGACCACAACUACAUCCACCACAACUCUCGCUCAGACAACCACUCUUUUAGCCACUACAUCCCCAAUAAGUAUAUCCCAAGGCUUGAAAUCAUUGGCACAUCUACAGAUGAAGAUAACUUCUAUUGGAGAGAUCAGCAAUGGAACCAUCACUGAACAUGUUAAACAGUUUUUUGACCAGCUCCUGAAUGGAACAGCCCACACAGUAACAGUGACAAAAAUCCGGAGGGUUAGAGUUGCCCCAUAGAUACUUCAUGUAGACAGAAAUAGUCCAAAGUGAAUGUAUAACGACAACAAUUGAUAAUCCCCAAACAGUAUUGUUGAAUGUAAAUUGUGGCAAUGUGUAAGUGGCAAAGUGUCAAAUUAUUUGCAUAUUAUUUGCAUGGCAUAAUGGGAAGCUCAAACAAAGCAGUCUGACCUGUCAAAGAAGUAAAGUAAAUAUUUUCUAAAAGAUUAUUUUUGUACUAUAGUUAUUGUUUAUUUUAUAUGAUAUUAAUUAGACUUUAAAUAAAGUAAAAAAUAA